This is a messenger RNA of Ramularia collo-cygni, 1008 nucleotides long. RefSeq lists its product as uncharacterized. Bases 1 to 1008 code for a protein of 335 amino acids. Lineage: Eukaryota; Fungi; Ascomycota; Dothideomycetes; Mycosphaerellales; Mycosphaerellaceae. The transcript has 2 exons. The record is from RefSeq and is a predicted model, not a curated record.
AUGGCUGGAACAGACCAACACAGUGGUUUCUCUACUCGAGGCGGCUCGCGCUUCGCAUCCGCACCUCACGAGACUACUAUCCACGGUGGAGACAGCGACAAUGAUCGUAUCUCCACGCCGACGCCUUCUCCUCCCCGUCGAAAUGACAUGACUCGCAGAGAUCUCGUCGAGCUCCUCACAAACCGACUACAACCAGAGCCACGGUCAGAGUCAGCACCAAACCCAUCGACAGCGCGCGAAAGAGGCCCUCGUCCAAGGCGCGCGGAAGAAAGCGGACCUCAACGCCCACAACGAUCCAGUGCGGGCGUGGCGCCGCCGUCUGCUACCCAGCCUCUGGCCAGCGCAAGUCACGCCCAGGCGCAGGUUGCAGCUCCGCCAAUGGUUGGACCCGCCCAACAGACAGAAGCAGAGUUCUUCUUCGAGCAACUCUCAGAUCUCGCGAAGCAGAGCACUUCCUCAGAAGACAUUGCCACGGCAAAGGCGUACCGUUCGUGCGCCAAGAUGUACUACUACUCAGCAGCGGGCUCUACUGUCUGGGAGGACUUCACUCAAGAGACGCGCGAAUCUCUUAAGCAGAGCUGGCAAUCGCAGAUGUUUGAGGCUGGUGGCGUCGGAAAAGCGGUCAACCUCAUGCUCGAGUACUUGAUCCAUCUCCUGGAGGUUCACCAGGAGCAAUGGCCCGAAGUUGUCCCUGCCCCUACUAAGACGACUCGAGAGGUAGUAUCGACGAAGGAUCGUAUGUUUGACAUGCUUAUGACUACCGCGAUCAGAGGGCGUCACAACGACGAACUCGCCGUGCGGAACGCUCUCCAUCAAUUGCUGGACGAAGGCGCCUCCGAUGAUGACUUGAUUGAUGCUCUCUGCACCUCUCGCAUAAUGUACCCAAGCAGACCAUUGUUCGAUGAGAGCUCGCUAGAUUGGGCUGCACGCCUCGAAGACCUGAGCCUAUUCACAGCAGAUCUCGGCGCACAGCUUGCAGAGCAGGGGUAUCUUUCCGUGGCGCYCUGA